UGUCGGAUAUGUCAGUCAUUGUGGUUCGUGGCAUUUAGCAGACAAAGACAGCUUCCAACGAUGGUAAUGCGUCCGUGGAAACUUGUCAUUGUUGCCUGCUGCUUAGCGACGCUCCACGUGCUUAGCCUGACGUCGGCGAGCAAUCAUUGGGUAUUGAAGGAUGCUCGGAUCGUUCAGAAGCUUGACUCUCCAUUUCACAUGCGGGAUCCGAAGAAUCUGAUCGCCUUCCUGGCUCAGAUACGCUACAAUGAGUAUGUGGAGCGUUCGUAUUUGGAUUUGUUGCGGAAACGUGAGCAAAUCGUCGAUCAUUUGCGCUUCUCUAUGCGGUUUGGCGAGGAUUUGGUCGAACAGGCCAAGUGCGCCAUGGACUACUAUAUGCUUGAGAAACGCAUGUCGUAUUUGAAAAUAACGCCCGAGCAACUGAAGCGCAUCAAUUUGCCGGAACAGGGUGAAACGGGAGCGAGCCCAGGCACGGCUGGCAGUCUAACCGCUUCUGAUCGCAUGGUUGAGCCCAUCUGUAAAAAUUACUAUGAGCUGAGUGUGGGUCCGGCCACUUAUGAUCAUCUGGAGAGCUUUCAGCCUGAGGUCACAGAGUCUGCGUAUGUGGAGCGAGAACAGGAUACCAACAUUGGCGCAUCCACAGUUGAGCUGAUUCGGCGCUUUGCUGUCAAUGGAUUGCAACGUCAGCCAGAGUCGUGGAAGUUUCACACGCUUAGCUCCUAUUAUUGGCGCAUGCGUGGCAAUGCACUGCAGGCUUUACCCUGCGCCCGUCUGGCCACAAUGCUGGCACCGCCCCCCUUCAAGGAUAUACCGCUACUCAGCCUCGGCACGAUUCUGUUUCGGAUGGGACGCGCCGAUGCAGAGAUUAUACUCAAAGCAGCUGUCGAGCAUGCGCCUACAGUUGCUGAAAAUCAUAUUGUUCUGGCCUCUGCGCUGGCCAUGAAGCAUGAAUUCAAUCGUUCUCUCCAACACUUCGAUGAAGCUGAACGGCUGGAUCCCAGCACCUUGCCGCGAACACGCCAAGUGCGCCACUUCAUCAACUGCCUCGAAAAACUGACCAUGGAAACAUCGAAAAUGUAUAGUUAUGUGAAGUACAUGAAAAACGAGGUGAAGGAGUUCAAAAAACUCAAAUACCAAAUAUCACAGAACCACGAGCGCCUCAUACAGCAACAGUUGCCAUUGGGAGCGCGUCGUUUUCUCGACACAAAAGCCAACAACGAUGACCUACAUCGCCGGGGCCAGUAUUGCAGCACACGGACGCCCAACGGCUCUGAUGAGCCGGUACUGUUCUGUGAUUUUUACUCGGACAUGCAGAUGCGACUAGAGAGCAAGGACGUGGAUAUCGAUGUAUUGGAACGCGAUCUAAAGGCCAAUACGGAUGCUGUGAUACAACAGGUGUCGACCGAAAUACGCAAGCAGUUUAAUUUGGAGCAACUGAAGGCAGCAAAGGCACAAAUGCCCGCCAAAACAACGACAAAGAACACAAAGUCCACGUAAAAAUCGUGUAAGUCCCUCAAGGAGGGGGGAGAAAGUCAAUGCAACGUAAUUGUAGGUGACCGCCCGAAUAUUAUUUCUCGCUUUUAAUCUGUUUCUACGUUUAUGCAAAGCUCAAAAAAGCGAGAUAGCUGAGACGUACAUAUACUAUUGAGCUUGUUUUGCAAUUUUUAGGGCCAAACAUAGGCGUGGAAUGUUUUUAUGUAGUAUUUUGUAUUGCAUUUGCGAUUCCACGAACGGAAUCGCUUCAUUACAUUGUAUAUAGUUAUAGACUAUUCGUAGCUCCAUAGGUUAAGACAUUCAGGUAUAGUUUAAUGUUUAAAACAGUGUUAUUUUAAAUUAUUGCAUUUUAUACACCUAUGUACAAUGUUUAGUUCUAUGCUCAAGAACAAAUCUACUUAUAAUAUUCACAAAAGCUUAUAAAAAUCACGUCAAAAGUA
This is a messenger RNA of Scaptodrosophila lebanonensis, 1934 nucleotides long. RefSeq lists its product as uncharacterized. The record is from RefSeq and is a predicted model, not a curated record. Gene Ontology annotation, molecular function: protein binding. The coding region runs from base 61 to 1497 and encodes 478 amino acids. Gene Ontology annotation, cellular component: cytoplasm; actin cytoskeleton. The transcript has a single exon. NCBI's taxonomy places the organism in Eukaryota, Metazoa, Arthropoda, Insecta, Diptera, Drosophilidae. Gene Ontology annotation, biological process: actin filament polymerization.